Ficedula albicollis (Collared flycatcher) is the source of this 668-nucleotide messenger RNA. It is a transcript of the gene SMIM24, whose product is annotated as small integral membrane protein 24. Lineage: Eukaryota; Metazoa; Chordata; Aves; Passeriformes; Muscicapidae. The transcript has 4 exons. The coding region runs from base 338 to 655 and encodes 105 amino acids. The record is from RefSeq and is a predicted model, not a curated record.
CCCCCCCACUGUCUGUCUGCCUCUGCCUCCAUCCACCCCCUGCCCUGGGGGUGGUCACCAGUCCUGGGCACAGGGACAUGCCUGUCCUUUGCCACUGUGGUCCUGGAGGUGGUGGCCACUGGAUGCUGUGGGGUGCCAGUGCCUGAGCCAGGGGAGUGGUACUAUCUCCCAAGGGUGACAGGAGCCAUGUUGCCAUGGUGCUUGGUGCCACUUUGUCCUCUUGGGGCAAUAAAGGCGCAUAUUGCCUUGGGUGCAGAGUGCAGGCACGAUAGCAGCAGGGGACAGAAGCUCACCUUCAGGAGCAGGAUCCAGACGUGCCUCAGCCCUCCACCCAAAAAUGCCAAAGCCCUUGCAGCCCCUCUCGCUCCUGGUCCUGCUUGUCCUCGCUGCCACCACCCAGGGACAGACUGACACGGGCCCCAAGGUGCUGCAGCCAUGGCUCAUUGGCCUCACGGCCGUCGUCGUCUUCCUCUUCAUCGUCUUCUUGAUGCUGCUCGUGAACCGGCUCUGGAAUCUCAGGAGGCACAGGAAGGAGGACGACCAGCCGGAGACCCUGGCGGCUGACAGGCUGGGGCGCUCCGGCCACGUCAACCCGGCUGCGGACUUGGAUGAGCUGAGCGACGACAGGCAGCAGAGCAAGGCCACGUCCCUCUGAGUCCCGCCGUGCC